AUGCCUGAACAACCACAACCAACGCGACCCGUCAACAGGACGAACGCCCUCAUGAUGCCAGAGAUCAUCGCCCUGGUGGGGCAGUACCUUCCCCUCUUUGUCCACCGCUUCGAGAUAGGCUGGGGCCGCGAGGGUAUCAUCUGGAGCCCCAAGACCCUUCGCGAUGCCGCCACGGUCUGCAGAGCCUGGCACAGUGUGUUGACAGGCGUCUUGUGGCACACCUACGAUCACGCCUUGAUGGUAGACAACGUUUCUCCCAAGGUCCUUGGCCGCAAUAUGCAUCUCGUCCGCCGCUUGUCGCUGAUGGAUGAGUACCUCAUGUGGCCCUAUUAUGAUCGCACGCCUCUCCAGCAAGCACUCAGCCGCUAUCAACAUAUCAGCUGCCUGGAGGUCUCUGAGGAAAUCUUUCUUCACCAGAGUCUGUCUGAGCUCAACGCGGAGAGCUUGUCCGAGCUCAAACUCACUGGAUAUGGCUUACGAAUGGGUGUGGCCAUGAUGCUCGCACAAUCUGAAGUGCUUGGAGCUGGCCCAGUACAAGUUUACACCCACGGACUGGAAGAGGCUGGUCACAGGAAAGCCUCAUCUCCGAAGCUGGUUGUUUUGGAGCGGUGUGUCUUAAGCGAAAUAUUCUCGGGUAUUAGACCGACCGAGGAACCCCCUCGAGGAGAAGACAUUGUGAUGGAAGACGCGGCGGAUAUCGGCACCCUCCCCAUCACUCACUUGGUCAUCAACGACAGAGUUUUCAGCUUUGCCUUGCGAGAGAUCUCCAUUUGCGCAUCUCCAGGCCUGAAGCAACUGGAGACUUCUCUUCUAAAGGUGGAAAGAAAUCAGAACUAUGCCGAACUGAUCCGGGAUCACUGUCAAGAGCUGGAGGUACUUGCGGUCCACAGCAAACAUAUGACCUGGACCCAAGAGAUGGUCAAGAAGAUGCCACAGUCUAUUCGAGAGUUGGUCUUGCAUCUUAAGCAUUAUCUUUUGGACGUUGCAGGGACCAUCGCCGAACGAGGAGCAUCACUUACCCGUUUGGAGCUGGAUUUUGCUGAAGAUUUCAUAGACUGGGAUGACCGUCAUCUUUCUAGGAUUGGGGAGAUCCUGCGAGGAUGUUCAGAGCUCCAAGAGUUUGUCUACCACCACCACAUCCAUGACCAUUUUGUCACCACCAAGUUGUUGAAGGACAAGUGGAAUCUCCCCCAUCUCAAGGCCCUUCGGCUGCACGGUUUGCAUCCUGACUGCAUCUACGUUUUAGACGCUCUUGCCUGUAAAGACGUUGGCCCUCAGACUCCAAACACGGUCCCUCUCGGUUGGAGACGUAAUAUGGGAGAGCCGUACUGCGACACCUGUUAUAUACAGAAGCGAGGAGAGGCCAUGGCAUUGAUGAAAGGGCGACACGCACCUUUUGAAGCCGUGCUUCUCUGUCAUGUUCAGAAACUGCCGAGUCUCUCCGAGGUCGUCCUCACAGAGAAUGUCUACAAGCGAUGA
This is a messenger RNA of Linnemannia hyalina, 1479 nucleotides long. The record is from the annotation of a GenBank genome assembly. Lineage: Eukaryota; Fungi; Mortierellomycota; Mortierellomycetes; Mortierellales; Mortierellaceae.